CGUUGCUUAUGAACCAUUAUAUAGAUCCAUUGUUCGCCUAUGUUGAAAGAAAUCAAUUUUAAGGAUGAUUCCGUAGGAAAGCUAAGACAACUACGAGACGAGCAUCACGUUGUCUGCACAGGAGAGAAUAAAAAGAUGCUGUCCCAGUUCAUUUUUCUGUAACCAUCAUCAACCAUCUUGGUACACAAUACAAGAUCAUUACGAAUUUAUAUACUACACUUAUACUUAUACUUACUGAAAACAAACCUAAAAUAAUUUCACAAUGUCCAUGUCCAGAUCCAUGUCCAACAACGACGAUUUCUCGCGCCACAACAUCCCCGGCUUCAUGGAAGACGACACGCAUAUCAUCGAGGCAGAUGAUGACUCGGAUGGUGACGAGGUAGUGGACAUAGAAGACAUGUCGGGCAUCGACAACUACGUCGACGAGGAUUGCACCGUGUCGGAUGAGGAGUCUGAGCCUGAGGAUCUCGCAGGGAUGCACGGCAACGGCGACAGCAAAUUACAGAGUGAAGUGAACCGCCUCCGGAAAGAGCUUGCAAGAGCUAAUGACGAAAACGAGAAGAAGGAUGGCAAAUUGGUAAAGCUUGAGUGGAGCAAGGGUGAGCUAGUAAAGGAUACUAACCGGUUAAAUGAGCAGAUGAAUGAGUUGAAGGAGAAAUUGACGACGACAGAAGUUGGCUCUUUGAACAAGAAUCUGUCAGGUAGCAUGUAUGGUGUCAAGGAUGGUGGCUACAAUCCUCUUCAGGAUAGGGUGAAUCAUCUCAGCCAGGAACUGAGUGAAGAAAAAGAAGCGAAUGAAGAGAAGACUGGGAUGAUUGCGAAGCUCGAAUGUGACCUCAAAUUGGCUCAGGGACGGUUUGCGGAAGAUACCGACCGGAUGACCGGGGAAAUUGAGCAUCUUGAGCACGCACUAGCGCAGGAGCAAGAAAACGUAAAGGACUUCAAAGCUCAUAUCAUGGAUCUUCAACGCCACAAGUCAGACAUGGAGGAAGACCUCAAAGCGGCAGGGGAGCAGCGUGCGAGCGAUGUGGAAGAAAACGAGAAUUUGCGCACGCAGCUCAAGUCCUGCAAUGAGAAAUCGAAAUGUAUGCGGCAGCGUAAUGGGGAGAUGGAGAAAGAGAUGCGAGCAAUGGUUGAUGACUUUCAGAAAGUUCUGGCGAAGGCUAACAGUGACAAAUAUGAGUAUAAGAAAAAGUACGAGUCGUCCCAGGGUCAACUGGGGGAGAUGGCCAGUGCGUUGGAGAAUUGCGAGAAUGCAUACUUACAGCAAAAAGAACAGCUCUUCAGGUCGAACCAUUCGCUUCAGCAGGUCCGAUAUGAGGCCAAUUAUACGCAGUUCGACUCUGGCUUUAAUGGCAAUGACAGCAGGUCUCCCAGCAGAAAUGAUAAUCAGCCGCAAUCUACGCGGCUGGAUGCAGAACUCGAAGAUGAACUGGAGAGUGAAACAGAAGGUUUUUAUUUCAUCCGAGACGAGGGAAUUUCCGAUAAGACUGAUGUUUCUCAACGGGGCGACCAUGCUGAUUCUUGGUUAAACCCGAACAAGUCCCGUUCCCCUGGUCGCGCACGAAGUACAAACUUUGAUGGAAGCAUGUCUGAUUCAGAAGAUGGGUGGAUAGGCACUUCAGACAAUAACGACGACGGUGAUUUUGUUGAACUAAGCCCCGGCGUGGACAUGGAUUUGAAUGGUAAGUCCGCUAUCGAAGUGGUACACGAUGAAGCACCAACUUCAGAUGGAAACAAGCCAGAGAGUGAAGAUGAGUACUAUGAAGACGUAGAGAGCAACCACACAAGCAGACUACUCGCAAACAGCAUACACAAGCACGAGGAAGCUCUAGUCAAUCAUCCGAGACAGCCCUUUGGGAUUCCGUCGACCUCGAGACGGUUUUGGGCAGACGAAGACACAGCCCAGUAUGCGCCACAAUUUGAUCAUAGCGCAUAUCAGAAGCGAGAAACGUUUGAACAAGGGACUCAGACGGAAGACAUCCCUCGAACCCCCGACCGGGGUUUCAAUGAAGAGGAUCGAGAGCGGCUUAUCAGCACCCUGCACCCUCUACUUUACCUGCUUUACAUGCUGACGAUACUAUUGGGUGGUAUGAUAAACAGGCUGAUACGCCUCGAGGUAACCCUCAAAAAGCAGUUCAAUCUUCCAACCGAUGUUGAAUAUAUCAAGACAAGCUCGAGGGAUCAGAUCCAUGGGGCCAUGGACACAUCUCCAAGCCAGCAGGAUGAUACGGCGCAGCACCAGUCGGAAGUAACCAUGACCACGUCCGUCCGAAAAGCCGAGGGACAUCUUAAACACCUAGUGCGAUAUGUACUCCUGUGGAGCUGCGUUCUCGGAGUUUUGAUGGUAAGGCUGGUGUAUGUGUGGUGGAGUGAUGACGAGUGGCAGUGGACAGCAGCUAACAAGACCCCACGCUGUGUUCCUAUUGAGUUGCUUAGAGGCCACAGCAAUGAGCAUGACUGGGUGCAGGUAUGGAACUUUCAAGUGGUGAAAAUUUUGAAUGACCGCGUGGCAGGCUAGCCUUAUAGGUUAGUGUCCGGAUGCAUUUUUAGAACCGGCGACUAAGCCACUUGAUAGAUCGUGAGCAUGCUAAAAACGUCAAGUAGGGUAUUAAGUAUAGAAUAGACUGGGUAUUCUUAUUCUUCUUCUUUCCAUUAUUGUGUUGUUGUUGUACUCUAUAUCACCUAUCUCAGUAUUGAAACACU
Aspergillus ruber CBS 135680 is the source of this 2706-nucleotide messenger RNA. RefSeq lists its product as uncharacterized. Lineage: Eukaryota; Fungi; Ascomycota; Eurotiomycetes; Eurotiales; Aspergillaceae. The transcript has a single exon. The coding region runs from base 263 to 2521 and encodes 752 amino acids. The record is from RefSeq and is a predicted model, not a curated record.